Messenger RNA from Cotesia glomerata, 1120 nucleotides. RefSeq lists its product as uncharacterized. Gene Ontology annotation, biological process: detection of chemical stimulus involved in sensory perception of smell; sensory perception of smell. Lineage: Eukaryota; Metazoa; Arthropoda; Insecta; Hymenoptera; Braconidae. The transcript is spliced from 5 exons. The coding region runs from base 10 to 1077 and encodes 355 amino acids. Gene Ontology annotation, cellular component: plasma membrane. Gene Ontology annotation, molecular function: olfactory receptor activity; odorant binding. The record is from RefSeq and is a predicted model, not a curated record.
AUUUUUCCAAUGUCAGUUAUACUAGCUAAAAUGAUAUUUGGAUUUUUUAAUGAAAAAGAAAUAAGGAAAAUUGUUGAUGAUAUUUACAAGCCAAUAAUGAUCCUUAGACAAUCAUCAGAUGUUGGUGUUUUGACAAUCAUCCGAAUAGCGAUGUCAUACCAAUAUUUCGACAGUUUUAUUUAUAUAUUCGUAUGCAUAAGCGUAAGCGCAACGACCUUCCUGUUAGCAGACAUAGAUCGCCAUGAAUUGCCAAUCCGUGGAGUAUUCCCAAUUAAUGCAACUAUAUCGCCAAAUUACGAAGUCAUUUAUGCAAUUGAAAUCUACGCUAUCAUAAUAAAUUGCUGGUGGGUGUACAGCUUUGACGUAGUCCUGCUGAGCUUGGUAAGGUGGAUGACCAUCGACCUGAAGAUACUCCAGCUAAAUUACCGGCAGUGUCAAUUCUACCACAAGCCACGCGGUACCUUAAUGGUCACCCGAGAAGGAUUUGACGCUGUUAAAAAUUACAGCUUAAUCGAAGAGCUGAAAAAAGAGGACGAGAUCUACAGCUUCGUUCCUUUUGAUGAGGACCAGGUCAACGUAAAAGUGGAUUCCUUUUUAAAAAGAUUCACCAGCUGCCUGAUCCACCAGCUGCAGAUCAUCAAAAACAUCAACGAUGUCAACAAUCUCUUCAGUGUGGUACUUGCUAUCCAAACGAUCUCCAAUUGCACCCUCACCUGUAUGGGCCUCUUUGGAUUGGUUAGAAGCAUCAAGAAGCACACCAACCCGGCUAACGAUAUUGUCAUGCUCCAAAUUGGGUUUUUGAACCUCCUUUACUGGUCUGUCUUCGGGCACAUGCUGAUAGUCCAGCACGACUGCUUGAUGGACAGCAUUUACGAGUGCGGGUGGGAGGACCAUAUUUGUAGCAAAAACUUUGUACAGGUAAUGACAAUCACAAUUAUACAAACAAUGAGACCCAUGGUGAUAACAGCCGGACAUUUCUUUGAUCUGUCAAUGAAAACCUAUCUGCGGGUUAUCAAUAAAUCAUACUCAUUUUUUGCAAUUCUUAACACUGCUACUACCGAAGAAGAUUUUCAGUAAUUAAUUAAUAGAAUUUUUAUUAACAAGUUAAGUAUAGUUAUCU